AUGACUUUUGAACUCUGGAUAAAAACAAGCCGAUCAGCUGAUGUAAAAGCAACAACAUCAACAGGGGUUUGACACCAAAUAGCUCAGCAGGCUAACUUUCUCACCGACGUUAGCCGUAUGAGGCGGACGGCGGCACGGUGAUAGACUGUGUACGUGUCCACUUUUAGACCGUGAUGAGGCAGCGUUUUAGUCCGGGAACUGCUCCUCUUUGGUCGGACUGGUAGACCCUGCUAGGUCAGUCUAUUGAAGCGAAGGUUGUUUGUUUCUCCAGUCUUAGUAACCCAUCGUCCUGCACUGUCAGGUUUGAAAUGAGUGGUCAAAGUCCAGCUGUAGACAAAGGGAUGAACACUGUCCUGGGCUGUCAGGAGAGCUACGCCUGCGGGGGGUCAGAUGAGGCUGCGUUUGAAUGUGAUGAAUGCGGCAGCUUGCAAUGUGUCCGCUGUGAACUGGAGCUCCAUCGCCAGGAGCGGAUGAGGAAUCACGACCGGGUUCGGAUUGCACCGGGCCAUGUUCCUUUCUGCGACUCGUGCAAAGGUGACAGCAGCUGCCCUGUCAACGGUGGACGACUCAGGGCGGUGGUACGCUGCCAGGGCUGUAAGAUCAACCUGUGUUUGGACUGCCAGAAACGCACCCACAGUGGAGUCAACAAGAGGAAGCACCCUCUGACACCUUACCCCCCAGCCAAAGCACCCCAGGAUAACAAUGUGGGUGGAGGGGAGUCAGAGAUGGAGAUCCUGAAGGCCGAGCUGGACAAGGUGUGCAGCUUUCUGUUGGUGGACGAGCGGGAGGAGAUGCAGGUUAAGAAUGUAGAAGACUUUGUGAACAGACUGGGCUGCCAGCCGGAAGAGCUCCUGAAGGUGGUGUCCAUCUUUGGAAACACUGGUGAGGGCAAGUCCCACACCCUGAACCACACAUUUUUCCUUGGACGAGAGGUGUUCAAGACCUCACCCACCCAAGAGUCCUGCACUGUGGGUGUAUGGGCAGCUAUGGACCCUGUGCAUCGAGUGGUAGUCAUCGAUACAGAGGGACUACUUGGAGCUGGAGCCAAUCAGGGUCAGCGGACACGUCUGCUCCUCAAAGUCUUAGCCAUAUCUGAUGUAGUCAUCUACCGAACCCAUGCCGACCGUCUUCACGAUGAUCUCUUCAAGUUCCUUGGUGAUGCAUCAGAUGCCUACUUGAAGCAUUUCACUAAGGAGCUGAAAGCAACCACCACUCGCUGUGGUCUGGAUGUCCCGUUGUCCACUCUGGGUCCUGCAGUUAUCAUCUUCCAUGAGACCGUACACACUAAGCUACUGGGUUCAGACAAACCGUCUGAAUCAGCUGAGCGACUUCUUCAAGAGCGCUUCAGGAAGCUGGGUCUGUUUCCGGAAGCAUUUAGCUCCAUUCAGUAUCGGGGAACUCGAACCUACAACCCUCCCACGGACUUCAGUGGUUUGCUGCGGACCCUAGAGCAACAGCUGGAUAACAACACCACCCGCUCGCCACGCUCAGCCAGUGUCAUCUACAAGGCUCUGCAGGCCCUGAGCGAAAGCUUCAGUGGGGACAUUCCAGAGGAGCAAAUGACUAGUAACUCAUUCUUCCCAGAUGAGUACUUUACCUGCUCUAGCCUCUGCCUCAGCUGUGGUUCAGGCUGUAAGAGAAGCAUGAAUCACCUGAAGGAAGGACUCGACCAUGAGGCCAAACAUCGCUGCCGCUACUCCGCCCAGUACGACAACCGCAUCUACACCUGCAAGGCCUGCUAUGAGGGAGGGAAGGAGGUAAUAGUUGUUCCGAAAACGACGGCCUCAUCUGACUCACCGUGGUUUGGUUUGGCCAUUUAUGCUUGGUCUGGGUAUGUUAUUGAGUGUCCCAACUGUGCAGUGAUCUACAGAAGCAGGCAGUACUGGUAUGGAAACCAGGACCCAGUGGAGACAGUGGUACGAACGGAGAUCCAGCACAUCUGGCCCGGAUCUGAUGGUUUUUUGAAAGACAACAACAAUGCUGCUCAGAGGUUGCUGGAUGGAGUCAAAUACAUUUCUCAGUCGGUGUCUGAACUCAGCGUCAAACCUGCCAAAGCUGUCACCUCCUGGCUUACAGACCAGAUUGCUCCCACAUACUGGAAACCAAACUCCCUUAUCCUGAAAUGCCAUAAAUGUGCAGAAGAGUUUCAGCCCAACGACACAAAGCACCACUGCCGUGCCUGUGGGGAGGGAUUCUGUGAUUCCUGCUCCUCAAAAACAAGGCCAGUCCCUGAGAGGGGCUGGGGGCUUGCGCCUGUCCGUGUGUGCGAUGCCUGUUUCCACAACAGAGGGAUCUCAACUGAGCUGCUGGAUGCUGCCUUGGAGGAGGAGGGAGGCACACUGAUAGCUAGGAAGGUUGGGGAGGCGGUGCAGAACACGUUAGGAGCUGUUGUUGGUGCCAUCGACAUACCUCUGGGCCUGGUGAAAGAUGCAGCUCGCCCAGCCUACUGGGUCCCAGAUCAGGACAUUCACUCCUGCAACGAGUGCCAGAGGGAGUUCUCCCCUCGCCUCUCCAUCCAUCACUGUCGCGCCUGUGGGCAGGGCGUGUGUGAUGACUGCUCUCAGGAGCGCCGUGCCGUGCCCUCCCGUGGCUGGGACCACCCGGUGAGGGUCUGCAACGGGUGCAACCAGAAAGCCGGGGAUCUCUAGCAGGACGAGGAGGAAGACACCGUUAAAAGACAUCUGCCUCUUAAACUGGAAUUGACGUUUUGACUGAAAGGUUUCUUUUCUCAUGCCACUGGACUCUCUGUGGCAGGUCGGACUCUUGCUUGUUUUUAAAGCUGUCCCCACGUCACUUAAGUCCCUAUUCAUUUUAAUACACCUAUAUGUUACACUGUGAACAUAAGCAGUCAGACUGAAACUUGAAUAUCAAGACGCUAAGAAGUUACAACAUAUUUACAAUGUUUAAUGAAAGGCAGGUUCAAUUCUAUGUAACCAUUUGAUCCUCAAAAACUGGUACCCAUGCACAUGAAGCCCUGACCCCCUUUGACAAUCUCUCCCAGUGUGACUCACUAGUCCUAUUAGCACCUUUUAUUUGGUGCUACAUGUGUAUAUCAUUUAUUAUCAGAAAUACUGACUGAGCAUCUUAAACUGACUCCAGGUUUGCACUUAGAAACUCAGAGCUCUGAACGCUGCGUUCAGGGCCGGCAUUGGAAGAAAAAGGAAGGAAACUUGAAAUUGCGUUUGAACAGACGUCUGGCGGUUUCUUCACUGCUUUUCUUUGGCUUCAGGAGGAUUGACACAAUCAAAAGCUAACAAUGUACUGUAGCACCGAGAUGCAUUCCUACUUAAAUAAUUAUCUACUUACAUAAUCCUUUGUGCUUGUUUGGGCAGAUGGUAUUGGAGCAUCCUUGAUAAAAAAGCUGUGUGGAUGACUGCUUAAAUUUUAGAUUAUAAAUAUAAGGGAAAAAAAGGUUUACUGGGGUUGUAGGGAUAUUUUUAAAUGGCCUCAUUUUAUUUUUAAAAUGUCAAAACUACUAUCAGGAGAAACAUGACUGCAGUGUAAUGAAACAAAGCUUUUAUAGAGUGGCUGGCUCCCAGUAGCAAACGUGGUUCAGGAAAGACUUCAAUGUCACUUUGAGGCUGGCCCCUCAAAACAGGAGCUAAUAACUCAGGCUGUUUAGGGAUGUUAGCAAUGUUUGAUGUUACCUUUACUGCAACAAUACUUUAUCUGACAAAUACAACAUAUGAUGGAGCCGUGGCAUUAUGAUAUCUGGCUGUGACCUGGAGGAGUUACUUUGGUUCUGAUGUCAUAACAAAUAAGCCUAAAUACCAUCAGUCAAGGAGCUCAAGGCCAUCUCAGACUGAGAUGUUCAAUAAAUAUCACAAGGAACAAAUCAAUCAAUACCUUUAUGAUCUUGUAUGCUCAUACAGUAUGUAAUAAACUACAGAAAAUCA
Molecule: messenger RNA, 3896 nt
Organism: Notolabrus celidotus (New Zealand spotty)
Lineage: Eukaryota; Metazoa; Chordata; Actinopteri; Labriformes; Labridae
Gene: zfyve1
Product: zinc finger, FYVE domain containing 1
Exons: 13
Coding region: 309-2648 (779 amino acids)
Molecular function (GO): metal ion binding
Source: RefSeq, a predicted model, not a curated record